AUGGGAAAUACAACUACCAAAUUCCGUAAAGCACUCAUCAAUGGUGAUGAAAACCUGGCCUGCCAAAUAUAUGAAAACAACCCUCAGCUAAAAGAAUCCCUUGAUCCUAAUACAUCUUAUGGGGAACCCUAUCAGCACAAUACUCCAUUACACUAUGCUGCUAGACAUGGAAUGAAUAGAAUAUUAGGGACUUUUCUUUUUGGUAGAGAUGGAAAUCCAAAUAAACGGAAUGUGCACAAUGAAACAUCUAUGCAUUUGUUGUGUAUGGGACCUCAAAUUAUGAUAUCUGAAGGAGCCCUUCAUCCUCGUUUAGCACGCCCCAUGGAAGAUGAUUUCAGAAGAGCAGAUUGUCUGCAGAUGAUCUUAAGAUGGAAAGGAGCAAAACUUGACCAAGGCGAAUAUGAGAGAGCAGCUAUUGAUGCUGUCGAUAACAAAAAAAACACACCCCUGCACUAUGCUGCUGCCUCAGGGAUGAAAACCUGUGUAGAGCUUUUAGUAAAACAUGGAGGAGACUUGUUUGCUGAGAAUGAAAAUAAAGAUACUCCUUGUGAUUGUGCUGAAAAGCAACACCACAAAGAUUUGGCUCUUAAUCUGGAAUCCCAAAUGGUAUUCUCACGAGAUCCUGAAGCUGAAGAAAUAGAAGCUGAGUAUGCUGCAUUAGACAAACGAGAGCCAUAUGAAGGAUUAAGGCCUCAGGAUCUUCGAAGAUUGAAGGAUAUGCUUAUUGUGGAAACUGCAGACAUGCUCCAGGCUCCAUUGUUUACUGCGGAAGCUUUACUUCGAGCUCAUGAUUGGGACAGGGAGAAAUUACUUGAAGCUUGGAUGUCCAACCCAGAGAAUUGCUGCCAACGAUCAGGUGUGCAAAUGCCAACUCCACCACCAAGUGGGUGUAAUGCCUGGGACACGCUCCCUUCUCCAAGAACUCCAAGGACUACACGUUCUUCCGUCACCUCUCCAGAUGAAAUAAGUUUGUCUCCUGGGGAUCUGGACACCAGUUUGUGUGACAUUUGUAUGUGCAGUAUUUCUGUAUUUGAAGACCCAGUGGAUAUGCCCUGUGGACAUGAUUUCUGUAGAGGAUGUUGGGAGUCGUUUUUGAAUCUGAAAAUUCAAGAAGGUGAAGCCCAUAAUAUUUUCUGCCCUGCGUAUGAUUGCUUCCAACUUGUACCUGUGGAUAUCAUAGAAAGUAUAGUUUCUAAGGAGAUGGACAAACGAUACCUACAGUUUGAUAUUAAGGCCUUUGUUGAAAAUAAUCCUGCCAUUAAAUGGUGUCCUACUCCAGGCUGUGAAAGAGCAGUCAGACUAACAAAACAAGGGUCAAAUGCAUCUGGGUCUGAUACACUCAGCUUCCCCUUGCUCAGAGCUCCUGCUGUGGACUGUGGAAAAGGACACCUCUUCUGCUGGGAGUGCCUUGGUGAAGCACAUGAGCCUUGUGACUGCCAAACAUGGAAAAAUUGGCUACAAAAGAUAACUGAAAUGAAACCAGAAGAACUUGUGGGCGUUAGUGAAGCUUAUGAGGAUGCUGCCAACUGUCUCUGGUUGUUAACUAACUCCAAGCCUUGUGCUAACUGUAAAUCUCCAAUACAGAAGAAUGAGGGGUGCAAUCACAUGCAGUGUGCUAAGUGCAAGUAUGACUUUUGCUGGAUUUGCCUAGAAGAAUGGAAAAAGCAUAGUUCCUCCACGGGUGGUUAUUACAGAUGUACUCGCUAUGAAGUCAUUCAGCAUGUGGAAGAGCAAUCCAAGGAAAUGACUGUGGAGGCUGAGAAAAAACACAAACGGUUUCAGGAACUUGACAGAUUUAUGCACUAUUACACAAGAUUUAAAAACCAUGAGCAUAGCUAUCAGUUAGAACAACGCCUUCUUAAAACAGCUAAAGAAAAGAUGGAACAAUUGAGUAGAGCUCUCAAAGAAACUGAAGGAGGCUGUCCAGAUACCACUUUCAUUGAAGAUGCAGUUCAUGUGCUCUUAAAGACUCGGCGUAUCCUCAAGUGUUCUUAUCCCUAUGGAUUCUUCUUAGAACCUAAAAGCACAAAGAAAGAAAUUUUUGAACUCAUGCAAACAGAUCUAGAAAUGGUCACUGAAGACCUUGCCCAAAAAGUCAAUAGGCCUUACCUUCGCACACCCCGCCACAAGAUCAUCAAGGCGGCAUGCCUUGUGCAGCAGAAGAGGCAGGAAUUCCUGGCUUCUGUGGCUCGGGGAGUUGCUCCUGCAGACUCACCUGAAGCUCCCAGGCGCAGCUUUGCUGGUGGAACAUGGGAUUGGGAAUAUUUAGGAUUUGCAUCACCUGAGGAAUAUGCUGAAUUUCAGUAUCGGAGGAGGCACAGACAGCAGCGCCGGCGAGGAGACCUGCACAGUCUGCUCAGUAACCCUCCAGACCCUGAUGAGCCCAGUGAAAGCACUUUAGAUCUCCCAGAAGGCGGCAGUGGCCGCAGGCCGGGCACGUCCGUGGUCAGCUCUGCAUCCAUGAGUGUGCUACACAGCUCUUCCUUGCGCGACUACACCCCUGCCAGUCGCUCUGAGAACCAAGACUCUCUUCAGGCUCUGAGUUCCUUGGAUGAAGAUGAUCCUAAUAUACUUCUCGCAAUCCAGUUAUCAUUGCAAGAAUCGGGUCUGGCCAUCGAUGAAGGAAACAGAGACUUCCUCAGUGGCGACACUUCCAUAGGGGCAAUAGGCACUUCUCUACCCUCCAGGCUGGACUCCGGCCCCAGGAACACAGAUAGCCCUGCGGCUGCAUUGAGCAGCUCCGAACUAUUGGAACUUGGUGACAGCCUCUUGAGAUUAGGAGCAGAAAGUGACUCAUUUUCAACUGACACCCUGAGUUCACACCCUCUCAGUGAGGCAAGAAAUGAAUUGUAUCCCUCAUCCAGUGACCCUGACUCAGCUGGCCAGGAUGCCAACAUCAGUGACAAUCUUCUGGGCAAUAUCAUGGCUUGGUUUCACGACAUGAACCCUCAGAGUAUUGUCCUGAUUCCUCCAGCACCUACAGAAAGCAGUGCAGAUUCCCAGCCCCCCUGUGGCGGAGAUGGGUCAGAAGGCGGGAGGGAUGUGGAACUGGUGCCGCCGGAAGAAGACCCAGUGUUUGAAGAUGCUGUGGUCAGUGAAGGUAGAGGAACCCAAAGAGAAGAAGAAAGCCCUUUGGAAGAGAAUAUUCUGGCUGAGGAAGCAGCAUCUCAAGCUGGUGAAAGUGGUACUGAGGCAACCAGCAAGGAAGCUGGAUCAGAUGUCUCGAGCCAAACACCUCAAACCUCAAGUGACUGGCUGGAACAAGGACACUUAGUGUGA
Pipistrellus nathusii (Nathusius's pipistrelle) is the source of this 3279-nucleotide messenger RNA. The record is from the annotation of a GenBank genome assembly. Lineage: Eukaryota; Metazoa; Chordata; Mammalia; Chiroptera; Vespertilionidae.